This is a messenger RNA of Aspergillus eucalypticola CBS 122712, 774 nucleotides long. RefSeq lists its product as uncharacterized. Lineage: Eukaryota; Fungi; Ascomycota; Eurotiomycetes; Eurotiales; Aspergillaceae. Gene Ontology annotation, molecular function: hydrolase activity, hydrolyzing O-glycosyl compounds. The record is from RefSeq and is a predicted model, not a curated record. The coding region runs from base 1 to 774 and encodes 257 amino acids. The transcript has a single exon.
AUGCUCACCCACACAGCCCUCCUUCUCCAACCCCACCCCUGCAUCCUCGCCUUCCUCCUCGGCUCCGACUACCCCCCCAACCCCCGCGCCACCACCCUCUACACCGCAGCCCUGAACCACUCCGACUGGACCGCCCCCAUCAUUUCCUCCGCUUCUGCCCGCAUCCACCCCUCUGUAAUGAAAAUGCUCGGCCCGUACGACUGGGUCCCCCCCAACUAUUGGUACGGGGAGCGCCUUGGCGCAGCAUACGGCUUCGGCUCAGAGCAAGGCGCGGGUGUAGGGACUCCCGAAUUACCCAGUCUGCGACGGUUUCUCUCCGAGGAAGAACUAUCUAGUCUGUGGAAAGACAAGAAUGCAGAGAUGUAUCAUAUGUCUCCUGCUGGAUCGCAGUUCCAUACAAGGGGGGUGUAUAAUGCUGCGCUGUGGGGGAGAUUCGGCAAGCCGACGUCGUUGGAGGAGUAUGUGUUUCUGGCGCAGGUGAUGGAUUUUGAGGCUACCAGGGCGGAGUUUGAGGCGUUUGCGGUGAGGCAGAAUAGACUUGGUGCUGAUACUACUACUACUACUACUACUACUACUACUACUACUACUACUGGUGGUGGAGGGGGUAGGGCGGCGACGGGCGUGGCGUAUUGGAUGCUGAAUAGUGCGUGGCCGAGUUUACAUUGGCAAUUGAUUGACUAUUAUCUCAAGAGAGGGGGCGCGUAUUAUGGGGUGAAGGUUGGGGGGGCGUGCAUGUUGCGGUGGAUUAUGAGAGUGGGGAGGUGUAUGUGGUGA